AUGGCUGGUCUGGUAGCCUACGAGAGUAGCGAUGAAGAACAGGACGUCACACCCGCUGUGGCCCAACUAAAGCCAUUGAAACCGACCCAAGGAGUCCCAGCUGAUGCGGGUGAGAGACCAGAUCCCAUUAAAGAACCAGCAGCGCCGCCGGCAAAGGCAGAUGCGCAACCAGCAGUCUACGGACCGCAGAUGGGUCCAGCAGCAGGACCCAGCUUCCCUCCGCUGGAGGAAGACACAGCAAACGACGACGACGACGCAGCAGCAGCAACAGCUCCCGGCCAGGUACCUUCCGGCUCCCCCUACUCCGCCAACCGCGCCCUGCUGCGCGACCUCACCCUCCCCACGCUGCCCAACAUGGACAUACCGCCGUCGCCACCGGGCUCGCCGCCGCCGGAAACCAGCAAGAAAUUCGAGCACUUCCUGGAGCUCAAGAAGCAGGGCGUGCACUUCAACUCGCGCAUCGCGCAACCCCAGCAGCCGGCCAUGCGGAACCCGGCGCUCAUGGACAAACUGCUGGGUUUUGUGGGACUGGACCAGCGCGACCAGUACGCCACUACGCUGCCGGUUGAUGUGUUUGAUCCUGCUGGGUUCUCGCGCUGGGCGUACAAGGAGCAGCUGAAGCAGAGCCAGGUCGAGGUCGCGCAGGCCCGGGCUAGGGGGAAGGGCGCCCCGGUGGAGUUUGUGGCCGCUUCGGGGACGGCGGCUGGGCAGGGUGAUGCGCCUUUACUGGUUCCGGCAGAGGAGGCGCCGGCGGCUGGGAAGCGGAAGACGCGGUUUGAUACGUGA
Anthostomella pinea is the source of this 786-nucleotide messenger RNA. NCBI's taxonomy places the organism in Eukaryota, Fungi, Ascomycota, Sordariomycetes, Xylariales, Xylariaceae. The record is from the annotation of a GenBank genome assembly.